This is a messenger RNA of Rubroshorea leprosula, 2405 nucleotides long. NCBI's taxonomy places the organism in Eukaryota, Viridiplantae, Streptophyta, Magnoliopsida, Malvales, Dipterocarpaceae. The record is from the annotation of a GenBank genome assembly.
AAAUAACAAAACAACUAGCUUUUUCACAACGCCUUGCAGAGCCAUUGCUUCCAACCUCGCCAAAACACCAUUUCAUUCAAUCUCUGAUUCAUUCUGCUCUUGUUUUUGGUUGUCUUGUACUCCGAUGACGCAUGUCAACCAGCUGCCCUGCGACGAAGAUGGCGUGUGCAUGCGCUGCAAAGCCACCCCUGUAGAGGAUGAGUUACUCACCUGCUUCACGUGCGCCAUCUCCUGGCACCUCGCCUGUCUCACGUGUCCCCCGGAGAGUCUAGCUUCCAUGCUGCGAUGGGACUGCCCAGGCUGUACCGGUGAAAAUAACGAUGGCGAAAUGUUUCCGGCUGUUGUCGGUGGUGUUCACUCCGGUGGCCUGGUUGAAGCAAUUAAAGAGAUUGAGAGUGACGCAACACUCUCCGAGCAAGACAAGGCAAGGAAGAGGCAGGAGCUUCUGAGUGGGAAACCGGUGGAAGCUGACAAAAAGGGGAAGCAGAAGGUGGUGGACCUAGACGAUGACCAGGAUGUGCUUGAGAUUCUUGACGACAGCUUGAACUGCUCCGUCUGUCUUCAGUUGUUCGAUAGACCUGUCACGACACCAUGCGGGCACAACUUUUGCCUCAAAUGUUUUCAGAGAUGGUGUGCAAAAGGGAAUCAAAGUUGCGCAAAUUGCCGCCAAGAGAUUCCUAAGAAGAUGAAAAUGGAACCCCCAAUUAAUUCUGCCCUGGUAACGGUCAUUAGAAUGGCAAAAUCAUCAAGGUCGACUGCCUCCAGAGGGCCAGCAAGGUCUUUCCGUGUUGUUCACGAUAACAAUAAACAGGAAAAGGGUUAUACUACAGAGCGGGCAAAGAGGCGCAGGAAGGCUAAUGGUGCUAGUGGCAGGAUAUUUGUUACUGUGCCUAAGGGUCAUUUUGGUCCUAUCCUGCCCGAGAAUGAUCCACAGAGGAAUCAAGGAAUCCUGGUUGGGGAAAUCUGGGAAGAUAGAUUUGAAUGCCGGCUAUGGGGUGUCCACUUUCCUCUUGUUGGUGGAAUUGCAGGUCAGAAUAAAGUUGGUGCACAGUCGGUGGUGCUCUCUGGAGGGUACCAAGAUGACGAUCACGGGGACUGGUUCCUCUACUCGGGAAGCAGUGGAGGCCGUAAUUUGCGAGGGAACAAAGGGACUAGCAAGAAGCAGUCCUUUCAUCAGAAGUUCACUGGAUUGAACCAGGCUCUCCGGGUUAGUUGUAUUGAAGGCUAUCCCAUUCGAGUUGUCAGGUCACACAAGGCAAAACGCUCAUGUUAUGCCCCAGAUGAUAAAGGGCUACGUUAUGAUGGAAUUUACAGAAUUGAGAUGUGCUGGCGAAGGACCGGAGCACAAGGAUUCAAAAUUUGUCAAUAUUUGUUUGUUAGAUGUGACAACAGUCCUGCUCCAUGGACAAGUGAUGAGCGUGGGGAUCGCCCAAGACCUCUGCCAGUCAUUAAAGAGCUGAAGGAAGCAUUUGACACAACAAAGAGAAAGGAAGCUCCCUCAUGGGGUUUUGAUACGGCAGAUGGUAUAUGGAAGUGGCUGAAACCACCUCCAGACGAUAAGGUAAAAUCCGAGAACUCUGGUAAGAGGAAGAGAAGAGCGGCAAGGAAACGAGGGAGACAGACUAUAAGACAGAGACUGCUAAGAGAGUUCAGUUGCCUUAUCUGUCAGCAAGUACUGACCAUGCCAGUCACAACAACCUGCGGUCACAAUUUCUGCAAGACAUGCUUAGAAAAUACAUUUUCCGGAAAGUCACUAAUAACGAGGAGAAGCGCCGCAGGAAGGACUCUUCGGUCAAUAAAAAAUGUCAUGCAUUGUCCUUUUUGUUCUCAAGAUAUUGCCGACUUUCUAAGCAAUAUACAGCUGAAUAGAGAGGUUAUGGACCUGAUUGAGCGUCUAGAAAAGAAGACUGAAAAGAAUGAAGGAGGUUCUGCUCAACAAGUAAGUGAGAAUGAAGAAGCAGAGAAUGAUGAUGAAGUGAGUGAGAAUGAGGAAGCAGAGAAUGAUGAAGAAGAAAGUGAGAAUGAGGAAGGAGAGAAUGAUGAAGAAGCAAGUGAGAAUGAAGAAGCAGAGAAUGAAGCAGAUUUUUCUGAAGAGAGUGAGAAUGAACAAGCAGAUGACACUGAGGAAGCUUCAUCUGUGAACAGUGAUUUUGGUGAUGAAAACUAGUUUAAAUUGCCUGCAAUGUGGAUGUUAGCAUAUGAGAUCAAGUCUGUUAACUAGUUAUGUUAGUUCUUGUGUGGUGGCAGUUGCAAUUAGUUUAUUUUGCUUAGUGGUGUAGCAGUUUAUGUUGGCAGUGUGUAACUUCUUUGUUUUCAACAACGGUCAUGUGUAAGUUUCUAGUUUUUUCCUAGAAACAGUAUGUAUGUUUGAUGCUGUGAUUUUUUAAUAUAUCAUAACACAGUUU